This is a messenger RNA of Ciona intestinalis (vase tunicate), 3385 nucleotides long. NCBI's taxonomy places the organism in Eukaryota, Metazoa, Chordata, Ascidiacea, Phlebobranchia, Cionidae. The record is from RefSeq and is a predicted model, not a curated record.
UCUAUUGCACUUAUUGAAAUAGAGUGUGUUUGUUAUUGUAUUCAAAAUAUUUGUCUCUUGUUUAUUCUUGCUGUUAAAGAUGAGUGAAAAUACUUUGUCCCCAGAAGAGAUGCGUCGAAGGCGACUGGCGCGAUUAUCAAAGGGAAAACCGACAUCAGAUGUUGAUGUCGCACCAAGUGGUGUGAAAACUAGCAGUGAUUCAACUACAGAAGUAGCUUUCUCUUCACCCAAGCAGAAGAUAGCGCGACCUUCUUCGCCAAAUGAAAACUCUGAUAAAGUGAGAAACAUAGUAGCAGAUAGAAGCCGUAUUGAUGGAGCAGCUUUAGGCUCAAGUGAAAAAAUGGAAGUAGAUUCAGGAAUUCAAACCUUGGAGACCUCACUUGAUCAAGAUAUUUUACCUAAGACAUUGCGAUCUAAUACAUCUGAUUCAACUACACCUGAUGUUACAACUUAUUUAUCUCGUAUUCUAUUCGUUGUGUUUGACCGCCAAGUUCCUAUGGAGGAUGACUCAGCUAUUUUCCCAAGAACGCAAGUCAUUGUUGCUACCUCAAAUUUACACUUUGAAAAUAAAGUUGAUUGCUGCGACGUGAUUGGUCAAGCCAUCAUGGAGGUUCUAUGGAGCAUGAAAGGCAAAAAAGUGGAAAACACGAAAACAGAGGAAGAACAAAUCAAGUAUUUGUAUUCUGUUUAUUCACAAUCUGUUGCUGAGGAAAAGGAUUGGAACACAAGCAUUAGACCAGAGCAAUGGUUAUUCAACGAGAUUCGAACCCAAGUCUUCUCAUACAUGGGAUUGCUUCUACAGAAUGCUUUUGCUGAUGAGGGAUCAAUGGAAUAUUUUGCUGCUUUUGUUAAAUUCAUGUUGAAUCAUAAAGACCCAUUUCCAUUUGUGUAUGACUUCAUAAGAAGUAUUGUUAAAGACGAAGAGUUAAUAAAUACGGUAUCAACAUCAAUACUAAGUGAGCUUCGUGAAGUUGCAAAACGUACGUCACUCGCUGAUGAUGCUUGUGCACAACCAUUGAGGGUUUUAUCCGAGCUUUGUCAAAUGGUGAGUGAAAAAAGCUCAAAGUCCCGACCCAUAUGUAACGCAUUGGCGGGUAUGGAUACGUUUCUACCAAGUGAGAGAAGCAGUGGAAAUGCAAUCCAAAGCAAUUCAUAUCUUGGUCCUUUCCUCAGCUUGUCUGUGAUGCCUGAUGAUGAUGCCAAAGUACGGCAACGUUAUUUAUCCGAUCCCAAAGUGUCAUCAGACAGUCUACAAUUUCUUCGAGAGACUUUGCAAUAUCAACUUCUACAUUCUAGAGAUGAAUUAUUUACAUCCAUAUACAACAUGUUGCUUAACGUUUCAUCGAGGGAAAAAGUUCUGCAAUAUUUUGGACAAGUUUUGAAAGCAAAUGAAAAAUGGUCUCAUAUUCAGACAGAUGAAAAGGCGACUUCCACUCUCGGUUUUAUGAUGAAUAUAUUAAGCGUGUUGCAGAAACUCUGCAUUAAAGUUAAAGUGGAUAAGGUUGACCCCCUUUAUAUUUUCUACGAUACGAGUAAAGUUGACGUAAGUCAAGAAACUCGUUUAAAAUCAACGCAAGAGGAAGCCAAACAAUGGAAGGAAAACAAUCAAGGUUCUUGGAACCAAAAUGACCCGAAGUUUUUGACCGAAAUCUUCUUUCUCACAAUGCAAGCCCACCAUCUUUCAAUCCUUCCUUCUGUGAGGUUGUUUCUGAGGAAGUUACGAGCUAUUCAUGAGUUGCAAGCUUUAGUUCAAGAACUUGAAGCCUCCAAACCCAAAUGGAUGGGAACUCCACAAGAAACUAGAACAAGUCUUAUCUUAAAGAAAUAUAAACAACAAUUGAAUAACUUUCUCUGUCAUCGGACUUGUUUUAACAUUGGUGUUAUUGACGACAAUUUGCUGAGUCGGUGUUUGGAAUAUUACUCAGCGUUUGUGAAAUACCUUUUCUACAUUAUAUUUCCGCAAGGAGAACCCUGCCUCCCCCUCCCAAACAUACAACCUGAUAUAUUUUCAGUAUUACCUGAGUUUUACAUUCAAGACAUCGCUGACUUUCUUCUCUUCGUUAUUCAAUACGCUCCAUCGAUUUUAGAUGACCAGCCAACAAAGGACUUGUCAUUAUUCUUGAUAAUAUUUAUUUGCACGCCACAUUAUUUUAACAACCCUUACCUUGUUGCAAAGCUAGUAGAGGUGCUAUUUGUAGUAAGUCCAACCAUACAACCCCGAACACAAGCUUUAUAUGAAAGCAUUGAAAGCAAUCCACUUGCUGUUCAAUUCCUUGCUCCAUCACUUAUGAAGUUUUACACAGAUAUCGAGAGCACGGGUUCGAGCAACGAGUUUUACGACAAGUUUAGCAUCAGAUAUCAUAUUUCUAUUAUUUUCAAAGGACUUUGGAACAACCCGCAAUAUCAGGACAGCAUAGCGGAAGAAUUAAGGUCAGGCAACGAGUUCGUUCGUUUCGUAAACAUGUUGAUCAACGAUACUACUUUCCUAUUGGACGAGAGCUUGGACUCUCUGAAGCGGAUCCAUGAAACGCAGGAGUUGAUGAGAGAUGAGAAAGAAUGGAAUAAACUUAACCAGGAGAUGCGAGCAAGUAAAGAGCGACAACUCCAGCAAGAUGAAAGACAAUGCAAGUCCUAUCUCACUCUCACUAAUGAAACAUUGAAUAUGUUGCACUACUUGACUAAACUGGUGCAGAAGCCAUUCCUUCGACCAGAACUAGCAGAUAGAUUGGCAGCCAUGUUGAAUUUCAACCUCCUCCAACUUUGUGGCCCAAAGUGUAACAAUUUAAAAGUAAAGCAACCUGAGAAAUAUGGGUUCGAACCAAAGAAAUUAGUUGAACAGUUGACCGACCUUUAUUUGCACUUGGAUUGCCCAGAGUUUGUUUCAUGUCUUGCUAAUGAUGAGAGAUCAUACAGCAAGGAAUUAUAUGAGACAGCUGUAUUGAGAAUGGAAAAAUCUGGGAUCAAAACGCUGAUGGAUAUCGAACACUUUAAAGACCUUGCAAUGAGGGUGGAAACUUGUAAAGUAAAGUUGAACAAAACUGAGGUCGAUUACGGGGAGAUACCAGAUGAAUUUAAAGACCCAUUAAUGGACACCUUAAUGCGAGACCCCGUCCUUCUGCCUACCAGUGGUACAAUAAUGGAUCGUAGCAUCAUCUUACGACAUCUACUUAAUUCAUCAACCGAUCCAUUUAAUCGGCAAGAACUCAAGGAGGAUAUGUUAAAACCAGAGAUCGGCUUGAAGCAAAGAAUUGAUAAUUGGAUCAAACAGAAAGACCCUCAAAUUAAAUUUUAACCUAAACAUUUUCUUUUGUAAAUUUUAUUUUAUUUCUGUGUAUGUAAACGAGAUAAUUUAAAUAAAAUUUUCCGCCCCGGAAACAGCUUGAAA